GGGGCGGGGCCAGCCGGGUCACGUGGGGGCGGCCGCCGAGCGGCGCGUGCGGCGGCGGGACGGGACAGCAGCGGCUCUGCCCCACAUGAAGUUGGUCUUGGGGGCGCUGGCACUGGUGACGCUGACGGUGACCCUGCAGGGGCUGGGCCGGCGCCUGCUCUCCAUGGCCUCCACCCCCCGGGACCCCCCCGGGGACCCCCCCGGUGACCCCUACGCCCCCGGCACCGUCUCGGCCGCCUUCGUCACCUGCCCCAAUGAGACCGUGGCCAAGGAGCUGGCCAGGGCCAUGGUGGAGCAGAAGCUGGCGGCUUGUGUGAACGUCGUGCCCCACAUCACCUCCAUUUACUCCUGGAAGGGGAAGCUGGAGGAGGACAACGAGGUCCUGCUGAUGAUCAAGACCCGGAGCUCCCGCAUCCCAGCAUUGACCCAGUUCAUCCGGUCAAUGCAUCCCUAUGAGGUGGCCGAGGUGGUGGCCGUGCCCGUGGCCCAAGGGAACCCCCCCUACCUGCAAUGGGUGCAGGAGAGCGUCCCCCCAUAACCCCCCCCCCCCGUAUUGGGAGUGGAC
This is a messenger RNA of Neopsephotus bourkii (Bourke's parrot), 565 nucleotides long. RefSeq names its product cutA divalent cation tolerance homolog (gene CUTA). Gene Ontology annotation, molecular function: copper ion binding. The transcript has 7 exons. Bases 86 to 538 code for a protein of 150 amino acids. The record is from RefSeq and is a predicted model, not a curated record. Lineage: Eukaryota; Metazoa; Chordata; Aves; Psittaciformes; Psittacidae. Gene Ontology annotation, biological process: response to metal ion.